GUAAACGGUGGGAAAAAUAGAUAGUUAGACAGAUGGACAAUAAAACUACUGACUGCUAGACUAAUUGAUAUCCAAACAACUAGUCAACUUCAAAACUGGACUUACAAGCAAUGACUUCAAAAGAACUAGGCUAUUAACCAUAAAAAUUACACAAAGCACAUAAAAAAUAAAUUUGUUACCAAAAAGUACUCACCUAGGUUUCAAACAUUGCUUUUAAUAUGAAAAUGGCUGAAUUACAGGAAAAAAUGUUGUGUUUGAUAAGUCUAGUUUAUUUGACCGGCCUAGUAGCUGGUGGUAGUAUAGAUACUAUAGAUUUUGACGGAGAUCUCUACGAGGGUGACGAUAGAUCAAUAUUUUCCUCUGGUGGAACCUACUACAUUGCUCUUAAUACUACAUACGUUAUCUACGCUGCCAUUAUUGCUGGAGUGAUUUUAAUCGGUGGUGCUCUGAUUUCUAAACUGCUUGACUCCCAAGCAGCACCAGCUGCUGGCUACGGGAACGGAUACCAGCAACGAGGAGAUUAUGGUCAGGAACAGUUCCAGGGAGCUAGACUCAAGAGACAAGUUGAUGAUAAUUUCACAAACCAACUAUAUCUGUUAGCUGAAGCAUUCAACAAGUAUGAAGUAACUGAGACUGAGUGCCAAUUGUAUGUUGCCUGUGAAUCAAGCCAGGUUCCAAACCAAACCGGAAACUUGAGACUGAACAAGAUCGUCUUCCAGAUAAUGAGCAACAUCAACACAGAAGAAAAUGAGGCAAUGUACAAGGAUGAUCCUCAUAUGUCGGAUCUGAUGAAAGCUUUUAAACUGGGAUUCCUUGGCUCAGACUGUUCCAGGUUCAGAUCAAAGUGUUCAAAUCCUAUCGUUUAAUCUUUCUAAUGUCUCUUAACUUAAUAGAUCGAUUCUAAUCUUUUUAGUGUACUCCAAAUUUAUUAGAUCAAUCCUUAUCUUUCUAAUGUAAUCGAAACUUAUCAGAUCAAUUCUAAUCUUUUUAAGGUAACUUAUCAGAUAUUAAAUCUAAUCUUUCUAAUGUACUCUAAACUUAUCGGAUUAAUUCUAAUCUUUCUAAUGUAAUCGAAAUUUAUCAGAUCAAUUCUAAUCUUUUUAAGGUAACUUAUCAGAUAUUAAAUCUAAUCUUUCUUAUGUACUCUAAACUUAUCGGAUUAAUUCUAAUCUUUCUAAUGUAAUCGAAACUUUACAGAUAAAUUCUUGUCUUUCUAAUGUACUCUAAACUUUA
Messenger RNA from Eurytemora carolleeae, 1233 nucleotides. RefSeq lists its product as uncharacterized. Lineage: Eukaryota; Metazoa; Arthropoda; Copepoda; Calanoida; Temoridae. The record is from RefSeq and is a predicted model, not a curated record. The coding region runs from base 219 to 866 and encodes 215 amino acids. The transcript has 6 exons.